CAUUUUUCCUCGGCUGUCAUACCAUGGUAGUAUAAUGGCAUUCGUUCGUUCUUAUCUGCUGGUUAGAUACAAUAAUUCCGUGCUAUCGCAAAGGUUCUUCUCUUCAAUGUCCGACAAACGAGGUCUUGUGCUUGGCGUUUACUGCACCGACGGUCAGGACAAUGUAAAAUUCACCAAAUUUGCCCAAAAGUACAACGAAUCAACAGCUGGUAAACUUCUGGAGCAGAUCAAAAUCUGCGGUCCAAUUAAAGGUGGCCAAACACGCGUCUAUUGGGACCUGGGAAAGUAUCCAGCAGUGGCCGUCGCGGGUCUCGGUGAUGCCUCCAAAUGGGAUGAGCUGGACGAGAUCAACGGUGCCAAGGAGAACGUUCGCAUUGCCGCAUCUUCCGGUGUGAAGGCCUUGUCGGCAUUGAAAAUUGGUCUUAUCGAGGUGGAGGAUCUGGAAGAUGCCAAAGCGGCGGCUGAGGGAGCCCUGCUAGCUAAUUACAAAUUCCAGGACUUCAAAUCCAAGGCUAAGCAAACACCACUGCCUGCAGUUUCAUUUGCUGAAAAUGCCGAUGGUUGCGAGGAAUGGGAACGAGGAUGGAUUCUUGGUCACGCUCAAAACUGGGCUAGGACGCUUAUGGAAACUCCCGCGAACCUGAUGACUCCGAGCAUCUUUUCCGAAAACGUUAAAGCCAAAUUCGUAGGGUUGAACGUGGACGUUCAGAUUCACGAUGAAGACUGGGCCAAGGAGAAAAAGAUGGGAUCUUUCCUGUCCGUUACCAAUGGAACGAAGGAACCGGCUAAAUUCGUUGAAAUCACCUAUAAAGGUGAAGGUUCAGAUGACAAAUGCAUUGCAUUGGUUGGCAAGGGCGUAACUUUCGAUUCUGGUGGCAUCAGCUUGAAGCCGUCGGCUAGCAUGGACCAAAUGAGGGCUGACAUGGGUGGAGCAGCUAAUGUUGCAGCUACCAUCUUUGCGCUGGCUCAACUGAAGGCACCCGUGUUUGUGAAAGGUUUCAUCCCACUUUGUGAAAAUAUGCCCAGUAGUACUGCAACCAAGCCAGGUGAUGUCGUUUUUGCCAUGAAUGGCAAGAGCAUUUGCGUGGACAACACUGACGCAGAGGGUCGACUUAUUCUGGCCGAUGCAUUGUGCUACGCUUCAACAUUCAAUCCGAAAUUCGUUCUGGAUAUUGCAACAUUGACUGGAGCCAUCAAGGUUGCUCUAGGAGAUUGUGUUGCCGGGGUGUUCUCUACGAACAAUGCGCUGUGGAAUACGAUUCACCAAGCUGGCUCCGAGACCGGUGAUCGUGUCUGGCGCAUGCCUUUGUUUAAGCAUUAUUCGGAUCAAAUGUGUGACCAUAAUGGUUACGAUUUGAAUAAUCUUGGCAAAGGCAAAGGAGGAGGUUCAUGCACUGCAGCGGCCUUUUUGCGUGAAUUCGUGCCCAAGGAAAUCCCUUGGAUGCAUGUCGAUAUGGCCGGCGUUAUGGGUGACUGCAGCGAUCAGGGCUAUACCGGAGCCAAGGGUAUGACAGGUCGUCCAAUGCGCACGCUAGUUGAAUUCGUCUCAAAAGCUAGUCCAUAGGAGCGCAAUACGCGAUACUGCCGAUACGUCACAAAACAGAACAUUACCUGCAUUUUAACCCAGUGAAUAGUAGGUUUUAGAUAUUAAUCCAAAGAUCACAGAAAAAUAUGAAAAGUUAAACGGAAAUAGAACGCAUUCCGAAUGUAAAUAAUUCGGAAUGCAGGCCAUCUAAAUAAAUCUAACAAACUUGUUAUUGUUUUGAGUUUAAA
Molecule: messenger RNA, 1773 nt
Organism: Ochlerotatus camptorhynchus
Lineage: Eukaryota; Metazoa; Arthropoda; Insecta; Diptera; Culicidae
Product: cytosol aminopeptidase-like
Exons: 6
Coding region: 35-1564 (509 amino acids)
Biological process (GO): proteolysis
Cellular component (GO): cytoplasm
Molecular function (GO): manganese ion binding; metalloaminopeptidase activity
Source: RefSeq, a predicted model, not a curated record